AUGUUGAGGGCUAAGACUCGGCUUGUUUUGCUUUCACCUCAUCAUCUGAAGCAACUAAAAGAGUCAUCAGGCUCCAGACUUAUAUGGCAGCGACUUCUACAUCAAAAACAACCCCUUCACCCAGAAUGGGCUGCCCUGGCUAAAAAGCAGCUGAAAGGCAAAAAUCCAGAAGACCUAAUAUGGCGCACGCCAGAAGGGAUCUCCAUAAAGCCCUUAUAUUCCAGCAGGGAUACCAAGGACUCACCUGAAGAACUUCCAGGAGUGAAGCCGUUCACACGUGGACCAUAUCCCACCAUGUACACCUUUAGGCCCUGGACCAUCCGCCAGUAUGCUGGCUUUAGUACUGUGGAAGAGAGCAAUAAGUUCUAUAAGGACAAUAUUAAGGCUGGCCAACAGGGAUUAUCAGUUGCCUUUGAUCUGGCAACACAUCGUGGCUAUGAUUCAGACAACCCUCGAGUUCGUGGUGAUGUUGGAAUGGCUGGAGUUGCAAUUGACAGUGUGGAAGAUACCAAAAUUCUUUUUGACGGAAUUCCUUUAGAAAAAAUGUCAGUUUCCAUGACCAUGAAUGGAGCCGUUAUUCCAGUUCUUGCAAAUUUUAUAGUAACUGGAGAAGAGCAAGGUGUACCUAAAGAAAAACUUACUGGUACGAUCCAAAAUGAUAUACUAAAGGAGUUUAUGGUCAGAAAUACUUAUAUUUUUCCUCCAGAACCAUCCAUGAAAAUUAUUGCUGACAUCUUCCAAUAUACAGCACAGCACAUGCCAAAAUUUAAUUCAAUUUCAAUCAGUGGAUACCAUAUGCAGGAAGCAGGAGCUGAUGCCAUCUUGGAACUGGCCUAUACUAUAGCAGAUGGGUUGGAGUACUGUAGAACUGGAAUUCAAGCUGGCCUGACAAUUGAUGAAUUUGCACCAAGGUUGUCUUUCUUCUGGGGAAUUGGGAUGAACUUCUAUAUGGAAAUAGCAAAAAUGAGAGCUGGAAGAAGACUCUGGGCUCACUUAAUCGAGAAAAUCUUUCAGCCUAAAAACUCUAAAUCCCUUCUUCUAAGAGCACAUUGUCAGACAUCAGGAUGGUCACUUACUGAGCAAGAUCCUUACAAUAACAUUAUCCGUACCACAGUGGAAGCAAUGGCAGCGGUCUUUGGAGGGACUCAGUCUUUGCACACAAAUUCUUUUGAUGAAGCCUUGGGUUUGCCCACCGUGAAAAGUGCCCGAAUUGCCAGGAACACACAAAUCAUCAUUCAAGAAGAAUCUGGGAUUCCCAAAGUAGCUGAUCCUUGGGGAGGUUCAUAUAUGAUGGAAUCUCUCACAAAUGAUGUGUAUGAGGCUGCUUUGAAGCUUAUUAAUGAAAUUGAAGAAAUGGGUGGCAUGGCCAAAGCUGUAGCAGAGGGAAUACCGAAACUUCGAAUUGAAGAAUGUGCUGCCCGAAGACAAGCUAGAAUUGAUUCUGGUUCUGAAGUAAUUGUUGGAGUAAAUAAGUACCAGCUGGAGAAAGAAGAACCGGUGGAUGUUAUGGCGAUUGAUAAUACUUCAGUGCGUAACAAGCAGAUUGAAAAACUUAAGAAGAUCAAAUCUAGCAGGGAUCCUGCUGUGGCGGAGCAGUGUCUUGCUGCGCUGACUGCGUGUGCUGCCAGUGGAGAUGGGAAUAUUCUGGCUCUUGCAGUGGAUGCCGCUCGCGCAAGAUGUACAGUUGGAGAAAUUACAGAUGCCAUGAAAAAGGUAUUUGGUGAACACAAAGCUAAUGAUCGGAUGGUGAGCGGAGCCUAUCGCCAAGAAUUUGGAGAAAGUAAAGAGAUAACAUAUGCGAUCACGAGGGUUCAUAAAUUCAUGGAACGUGAAGGUCGCAGACCUCGUCUUCUUGUGGCAAAAAUGGGACAAGAUGGACAUGACAGAGGAGCAAAAGUUAUAGCUACAGGAUUUGCUGAUCUGGGUUUUGAUGUGGACAUUGGUCCUCUUUUUCAGACUCCCCUUGAGGUGGCCCAGCAGGCUGUGGACGCAGAUGUGCACGCCGUGGGUGUGAGCACACUUGCUGCUGGUCACAAAACCCUCGUUCCUGAGCUCAUCAAACAGCUCAGCUCCCUUGGACGGCCAGAUAUUCUUGUCAUGUGUGGAGGGGUGAUACCACCACAGGAUUAUGAAUUUCUGUAUGAAGUUGGUGUUUCCAAUGUAUUUGGUCCUGGGACACGAAUUCCAAAGGCUGCUGUUCAAGUGCUUGAUGAUAUUGAGAAGUGUUUGGAAAAGAAGCAGCAAUCUAUGUAA
Messenger RNA from Pipistrellus nathusii (Nathusius's pipistrelle), 2253 nucleotides. The record is from the annotation of a GenBank genome assembly. Lineage: Eukaryota; Metazoa; Chordata; Mammalia; Chiroptera; Vespertilionidae.